UUCCACUCCUCUCGUCACCACCCGCCUCAAAAAACUAUCAACCCCGCCAUUUGGAGAAGGAGGAGGAGCAAGAGCUCCAAGAAGAGCUCCCCCCCCUCCACCACCACCACCACCGAUCUCUCCUCCAAUCCGCGGCUCAUCCUCCCAUCCCCGUGUUGCGGGAUCUUUCCGGGCGGAGCAGCGGUGGUCGGGUCGCCGGAUUUGGGGGUGAUCCGGGUUUCAUGGGGUCGCCGGAGGGGGAGGAGGCGGUGGUGGCCACGGCGGCCGUCGUGGAGGACGGGCUGCGGGGGAACGGGGAUGGUGGUGGAGGUGGGGUUGGGGAGGUGGUUGGGGUUGGGAGGAGCAUCGACAUGGAAUGGCGCAAGGCUGAGGAGGCCGCAAUAAGAAGAUAUGAAGCAGCCAACUGGUUGCGAAGGGUAGUUGGGGUGGUGUGUGGAAAGGACCUUGCAGAAGAGCCCUCCGAGGAGGAAUUCCGGCUUGGCCUGAGGAAUGGCAUUGUUCUUUGCAAUGCACUCAAUAAGGUUCAACCUGGUAGCGUGCCCAAGGUUGUGGAGGCCCCCUCGGACUCUGCAGAUGGUGCAGCUCUCUGUGCAUAUCAGUACUUCGAGAAUGUGAGGAAUUUCCUCAUGGGCCUACAAGAUUUGGGUCUCCCAACAUUUGAGGCAUCCGAUCUAGAAAAGGGUGGAAAAGGAGUUCGAGUUGUAGACUGUGUUCUUUCUCUGAGGUCAUUCAGUGAAAGUAAGCAAGUAGGAAGAUCAGCUCCAUUAAAAUAUGGUGGCAUUCUAAAGCCUUCAAUGUCUGGAAAGCACUUCAUCCGCAAGAACUCUGAGCCUUUUGUGAAGACGAUGGUGAGAAGCUACUCAGCAGAGUUACUCAGAGAUGGCGUAUCACUAGAGCAAAGCUUAGGUCUUGAUUUUUCACUAGAGCAUGUGGAAAGAACUACUCCAGACUCCAUCAGAAUGCUUGUCCAAACAAUGCUCUCAGAUAAAAAGCCAGAAGAAAUACCGUCGCUUGUAGAAUCACUGUUGAGCAGAGUUAUUCACGAAUUUGAGCGUCGUACUGCAAACCAGAAUGAAUCGGUGAAACAUGCUUUGGAUCCUAAUGAUGAUAAGUUGUUAUCCAGAGCAGAUACACCACCAGAAAUGGAGUCAACUUGUACAUGCAGUACAGGGAAUAUGGAUGAAGAAGACCAUACUUCUGUGAGUAUGAAGGAAGAAGUCAGCACUGCUGUACUAGUGAAUGGUGAAAAUGUGGUCGAGCAUAUACAGGCAAAGCAAACAGAUAAAUAUUUUGAUCAGCAACAGAAACAUAUCAAGGACUUGAAAAGUAAUCUUGCAACUAUGAAGUCUGGGAUGGAGCACAUCAAACUGCAGUACUCUGAAGACCUUGAUAAGCUUGGGAAGCAUGUGCACACUCUUUCUCAUGCGGCUUCUGGGUAUCAUAAAGUUCUUGAGGAAAACCGUAAGCUAUACAACCAAAUACAAGAUCUUAGAGGGAAUAUUAGAGUAUAUUGUCGAGUACGACCUUUCUUACCUGGAAAGGUAAGUUCCUCAAGCAGUGUCGCUGGACUUGAAGAUAGAACUAUCACUGUCAUGACUCCAUCAAAACAUGGAAAAGAUGCCCGGAAAUCUUUUACUUUCAAUAGGGUUUUUGGACCAUUAGCCACGCAAGAACAGGUCUUUGCGGACAUGCAACCUUUAAUCCGUUCUGUGCUCGAUGGAUACAAUGUUUGUAUAUUUGCAUAUGGACAAACCGGGUCAGGGAAGACCUUUACAAUGAGUGGUCCUAAAGUAUUGACGGAAGAAGGACUUGGUGUCAACUAUAGAGCAUUAAAUGACCUAUUCAACAUUCAAGCACAGAGGAAAGAUACAUUUUGUUAUGAAAUUUCUGUGCAGAUGAUUGAGAUCUACAAUGAACAAGUGAGAGAUCUCCUUCAGAAUGGUGGAAACAAGAAAGUGGACAUUAAAAAUAGUUCGCAGAAAGGUAUAGCAGUUCCUGAUGCAAACAUAGUACCAGUCACUUCAACAUCCGAUGUGAUUGAUUUAAUGAAUCUUGGCCAAAAGAACCGUGCAGUAUGCUCAACAGCCAUGAAUGACCGUAGUAGCCGCUCCCAUAGCUGUCUAACAGUUCAUGUUCAGGGAAGAGAUUUGACAUCCCGGACAGUUCUAAGAGGCUGUAUGCAUCUUGUGGAUUUAGCUGGUAGUGAAAGAGUUGAUAAAUCUGAGGUUGUAGGUGAUAGGCUGAAGGAGGCACAACACAUAAACAAGUCAUUAGCAGCACUAGGCGAUGUGAUCGCAUCCCUUGCUCAGAAAAAUGCACAUGUUCCUUACAGAAAUAGCAAACUUACUCAGUUAUUGCAGGAUUCUCUUGGAGGACAAGCAAAAACAUUAAUGUUUGUUCACAUAGCCCCAGAACCAGAUGCUAUUGGUGAGUCAAUAAGCACUUUGAAGUUUGCAGAGCGAGUUGCUACUGUUGAGCUUGGAGCAGCUAAGUCAAACAAGGAAGGGGGAGAAGUCAAAGAGCUCAAAGAACAGAUAGCUUGCCUCAAGGCAGCAUUGGCUAAGAAAGAUGGUGAAACUGAAAGCAUACGAAGCACACAAUCAAGCCCAGAUAUAUAUAGAAUGAGGAUGGGCAGCGCACCUCCUGCAUUCAGGAACCCAAUGGAAGAAGUUGGAAAUCUAGAGACCAGAAGCAAUGGCACUCCCAGACAGAAGAAACGAAACUUUGAAUUGCCAGAUGUAGAGAAUGAUACAUCUUCAUGGCUUGAUACUAGUUCUCAGAAGGAAGCAGCCUUGGGAGAAUGGGUUAACAACUCCCAAUUUGGUAGCAGCAAUUCCCUACUAGAAUUGGGACCUGAUGCUACACAAGAUGUAGUCUUCUAUCAAAGAAACAGUCCUGAGCCGCAAUGGAGUUGGGCUGGGUCUGUCGCAACAGAGGAUUCUGAUGACUUUGAGGUCACAACCAGUUGCUCGUCAGAACAAGAUAUGGUGCGUCCAACAAGUGCACCAAAAGCUCCAGGUUCUGCAAAUGGGAGUGCCUCAAUUGCAAGGAAGGCCCAACCCAAGGGUGCAAAAAGCACAGACAUCAGAAGCACGAAUCCUGCGAAAAGGGCAGCACCAUUACAAAAAAAGAUAAACGGACCUCCAUCGGCGUCAACCAAGAACGGAAAACAGUUGAGUUUGAGUGCGGCUGAUGGAAAGAGAGCUCCCAAUGGUAAAGUGAGCGCCAAGAAGUAAGCAAUCCAGGGGAGCUUUACUCUUGUUGUGACCAUCUUCGCCUUUAUGUUGAUCCUAUUGGAGAUGAAGUAUACUAGGCAGACAAACAUGUCAGUCCUCUUCAAAGGUUGCUGGCUCAUUGUUUUAUCAUUCAUUCAAUCAAUUUUUGGUACUGUACAUAGAUA
Messenger RNA from Oryza sativa Japonica Group (Japanese rice), 3400 nucleotides. The record is from RefSeq and is a predicted model, not a curated record. Lineage: Eukaryota; Viridiplantae; Streptophyta; Magnoliopsida; Poales; Poaceae.